AUGGCAGAAGAUGAGCCUGACGCUAAGAGCCCAAAGACUGGGGGAAGGGCUCCCCCAAGUAAUGCAGAGGCUGGUGAACCCACCACCCUUCUUCAGAAACUCAGAGGUACCAUUACCAAAGCUGUGCAGAACAAAGUUGAGGGGAUUCUGCAAGAUGUACAGAAAUUCUCAGACAACGACAAGCUGUAUCUCUACCUUCAGCUCCCCUCAGGACCCAGCACUGGAGACAAAAGCUCAGAACCAAGUACACUCAGCAAUGAGGAGUACAUGUAUGCCUAUAGGUGGAUCCGCAACCACCUAGAAGAACACACUGACACCUGUUUGCCAAAGCAAAGCGUUUAUGAUGCCUAUCGGAAGUACUGUGAGAGCCUUGCCUGUUGUCGCCCACUCAGCACUGCCAACUUUGGCAAAAUCAUCAGAGAAAUUUUUCCUGACAUAAAGGCCCGAAGACUUGGUGGCCGGGGUCAGUCUAAAUACUGCUACAGCGGCAUACGAAGAAAAACUUUGGUAUCUAUGCCACCCCUGCCUGGACUUGACCUGAAGGGUAUUGAGAGUCCAGAAAUGGGCCCAGAAGUAACCCCAGCACCUAGGGAUGAACUGGUAGAGGCAGCCUGCGCCUUGACCUGUGACUGGGCAGAGCGAAUCCUAAAACGAUCCUUCAGUUCCAUAGUAGAGGUUGCCCGCUUCCUACUACAGCAGCAUCUCAUCUCUGCCCGAUCUGCACACGCCCAUGUGCUCAAGGCCACGGGACUUGCUGAAGAGGAUGAACAUGUCGCUCGGGAACGAUUAUCUAAAUCCAAGAAUGGUGUUGAGAACCUAGAGAGUGGAGCCCAUAAAGAAACAGAGAGACCAGCCCAGCCUCCCAAGGAGCUAGAACCCUGUACUGGAGCUGGCGCCCCGGUGCGUGGAGAGCGGAAGAAGAGUGUAAUAGAGACCCCAGCCCCAGCUGCCAAUAACCCACAGGUUAAUGCCCUAAUGUCUCGGCUACCUCCGCUCCUGCCCCGGACCCCUUGCUCACAUAUUCAGCCAAUCCAAGUCUCUUCGCCUAUUCUGGCCCCCAAGCUUUCUUCAGGGCCCUUGAAAGUGACUACGCUGCCUCUGCCCAGUAGGGCUGUAGGACCUCUGGCACCUGUGCCCAUCAUUAAUAUGAUCUUACCAACUGUUCCUGCUUUACCUGGGCCUGGGCGAGCUCCAUCUGUGGGUUUGACUCAGCCCCGGUGCACAGAAAACAGGGAGGUAGGCAUAGGGGGUGAUCUGAGACCCCAUGACAAGGGUGUCAAGAGGACAGCUGAAGUACCUGUGAGUGAGGUCAGUGGGCAGGACUCACCAGCUAAAGCCCCAAAGCAAGAUAUAGAGGAUACUGGAGCUGAUUCCAAAAGAAAACGGGGUCGCCCUCGGAAGAAAUCAGGUGGAAGCAGGGAAAGGAAUUCUAUCCCGGAGAAGUCAACAGGUGCCAUGGACUCAGCCCAAUCAAGGGUACUACUGGAGACAUGGGGCUCUGGAAGGGAAAGCAAUUCAGCUGGAGGGUCUUACAGUCCCAGGCAAACGGGAGAGGCAGAGAAAGGGACAGUGCUUGCCCAGGGCCAGGAAGAUGGUGCUGUUUCCAAGGGAUUAAGGGGCUCCAGUUCUCAGCAUGCCAAAGAAGCAGAAGAUCAAAUUAUUCUUGUCACCCCUAAAGUGAGCGUCAUCAAGGGCAGUAGAAGCCAAAAGGAGGCUCUUCAGUUGGUAAAGGGAGAGAUAGAGACUGCCACACAAGGUAAUAAAGACUUAAAGGGGCAUGUGCUUCAAAGUCCCUUAGCCUAUGAAUGUAAAGAUCCCAAAGCAACACCCCCAUGA
Messenger RNA from Chrysochloris asiatica (Cape golden mole), 1836 nucleotides. RefSeq names its product regulatory factor X, 5 (influences HLA class II expression) (gene RFX5). Gene Ontology annotation, biological process: regulation of transcription by RNA polymerase II. Gene Ontology annotation, molecular function: DNA-binding transcription factor activity, RNA polymerase II-specific; RNA polymerase II cis-regulatory region sequence-specific DNA binding. The coding region runs from base 1 to 1836 and encodes 611 amino acids. NCBI's taxonomy places the organism in Eukaryota, Metazoa, Chordata, Mammalia, Afrosoricida, Chrysochloridae. The record is from RefSeq and is a predicted model, not a curated record. The transcript is spliced from 9 exons.